ACGCAUCACCGAUACCGAGGGAGAAAUACAGAUACGAUUUCCAAAUAAUCCAAUCAACCGCCUAAUUUCUUCCCCAAUCCUCCCCUUCAAUUCUGGUUGCUAUCUGCAUGAUCUGAACUCGAUCAAAUUUCGCUGUGUUUGAUCUCAAUUACUGCUUCUUCUUCAUCACUUCUGCUGUUGUUUUACUUGUGAUUUCUUCUUCUGCUUUCGUUUUUAGCUAUUUGUUAAUAAUGGCGUUAUUAGACACGCCUGAGAUUGGAGAAACGACUACGACGACGGCGGCCACCAUGCGCGGUGAGAUAAGAAGGCGGACGAGUGUGAAGGCUGAUGCCGGAAUCGGCGACGGGUUGUAUGAUUCUUCGUCGUCUUCGAAAACGAACUCUUCCGAUGAUGGUGAGAAUUUGAAUAAUGAUUUUAAUGAGAAUGGUAAGGAACAGAUCCAAGCUGGUGAGGGAACAAUGGAGGAGUCGAAGGGAAACGGUGAAAAGAUCGACCAGGGAGGAGUAAAAAAGGGAGGUGAAACGAGUGUGGUGCAUUAUGCGUAUCGGCCUUCUUCUCCAGCUCAUCGUAGAAUUAAAGAGUCUCCGCUUAGCUCUGACGCCAUCUUCAAGCAGAGUCAUGCAGGCCUCUUUAACCUUUGCAUAGUGGUGCUUGUUGCAGUAAAUGGUAGACUCAUCAUUGAGAAUCUGAUGAAGUAUGGAUUAUUGAUCAAUUCCAAUUUUUGGUUUAGUUCUAGAUCAUUGAGAGAUUGGCCACUUCUGAUGUGCUGCCUCUCUCUUCUGAUCUUCCCGCUUGCUGCCUACAUUGUUGAGAAAUUGGCAUGGCAAAAACGUAUAUCCGACCCUGUUGUGAUCACUCUCCAUUUUACAAUAACUACAACUGCAAUUCUGUAUCCAGUUUUCAUGAUUCUCAGGUUUGAUUCAGUCGUUCUAUCAGGUGUCUCAUUGAUGCUGUGUGCUUGCGUUAAUUGGUUAAAGUUGGUGUCGUUUGUGCAUACAAAUUAUGACAUGCGGUCGCUUUUGAACUCAACUGAUAAGGGAGAAGCGGAGUCUAGAUCUUCAAAUAUGGAGUGUUUCUAUGACGUCAACUUCAAUAGCUUGGCUUAUUUCAUGGUUGCUCCUACGCUAUGUUACCAGAUAAGCUAUCCUCGCACUGCAUUUAUUCGAAAGGGUUGGGUGUUACGGCAACUGAUCAAGCUAGUAAUAUUUACAGGGUUCAUGGGAUUUAUCAUAGAACAAUAUAUCAAUCCGAUUGUAAAAAACUCGCGACAUCCAUUGAAAGGAGAUAUUUUAUAUGCGAUUGAGAGGGUUUUAAAGCUUUCAGUUCCAAAUUUGUACGUUUGGCUCUGUAUGUUCUACUGCUUUUUUCACCUUUGGUUAAAUAUACUUGCCGAGCUUCUUCGUUUUGGGGAUCGUGAGUUUUAUAAAGAUUGGUGGAAUGCUCAAACUGUUGAAGAGUAUUGGAGACUAUGGAAUAUGCCGGUUCAUAAAUGGAUUGUACGGCAUCUCUAUUUUCCAUGCUUGCGUAAUGGGAUACCUAAGGGUGCUGCCAUCUUGGUUGCGUUCUUCAUGUCUGCUGUGUUCCAUGAGGUCCCGCUGGUCAUACUCACGAAUUACUUGCAGCGCAAGUUCCAAAACUCGAUGGUGGGAAAUAUGAUUUUCUGGUGCUUCUUUAGCAUCCUUGGUCAACCCAUGUGUGUAUUACUCUACUACCAUGAUGUGAUGAAUCAAAAGGUGAAAAACAAUUAAAAAGAAGAAAAAACAGAACACCUUCCGAACGGUUAUUGCCAGAGGUUCUUCAGCAAAGUUCCACAUCGAUGCUCUGCUCCAGGUUACAUCAUAAAUUCUCUCUCUCAUAUGAAAUCAUGCCCUUUUACCAGAGGCCUUUACAGAAGCAAACACAUUUUAGUGCUUAAAACACAAUUUUGUACAAGAGUGUGUGUGUGUGAUGCAAGAACAUCAUUGCAUGUGUGAUUUUGAAUCUCUCAAGUGUUGGUCUCAAAGGUGUCACUAGUAGUAAUGCCUUUUCUUUUUGCCAAUUAAGUGUAAAAUGUUAUUUAGGCUUACAUGUGUAAAUUAUCUCCUCUAGGAUCAAUAGAUCAUCUUCCUAUGCUAUGUUUUCAAGCUUU
This is a messenger RNA of Cynara cardunculus var. scolymus (artichoke), 2128 nucleotides long. Its product is annotated as diacylglycerol O-acyltransferase 1A. Gene Ontology annotation, biological process: triglyceride biosynthetic process. The transcript is spliced from 15 exons. The coding region runs from base 231 to 1748 and encodes 505 amino acids. Gene Ontology annotation, cellular component: endoplasmic reticulum membrane; chloroplast envelope. Gene Ontology annotation, molecular function: diacylglycerol O-acyltransferase activity. The record is from RefSeq and is a predicted model, not a curated record. NCBI's taxonomy places the organism in Eukaryota, Viridiplantae, Streptophyta, Magnoliopsida, Asterales, Asteraceae.